Cladophialophora carrionii CBS 160.54 is the source of this 1338-nucleotide messenger RNA. RefSeq lists its product as uncharacterized. Gene Ontology annotation, cellular component: fungal-type vacuole membrane. The transcript has 4 exons. The record is from RefSeq and is a predicted model, not a curated record. Bases 1 to 1338 code for a protein of 445 amino acids. Gene Ontology annotation, biological process: macroautophagy. Lineage: Eukaryota; Fungi; Ascomycota; Eurotiomycetes; Chaetothyriales; Herpotrichiellaceae.
AUGAAGCUCUAUAGCACAAUAUUUGCCACCUUGGGCGUUAUUGCGUGUUGCCUUGCCGCGGACCAAGACAUCCUCACCAUCUUGAAGCAGCAGAAUGACAUUUCAACAUUUAUUGCGCUACUGGAGCAGUUCGAUGACCUGGUUGACAUCCUGAACCGAGGAACCUUCAGCGUCCUCAUUCCCAACGACCAAGCUCUCGCUGCCUUUGCCAAUGAGAACCCAGACUUGAGCAACGACACGGACGCACUGCGAGCCCUGCUGGAAUAUCACAUUGCGAAUGGAACACACCCGUCGGCCACGUUCGGCCUACAGCCACUGUUCGUACCAACACUAUUGACGAACCCCGACUAUACCAAUGUCACGGGCGGCCAAGUAGUAGAAAUCACGUCGUUGGAUAACCGCUCAGCGGUGGUAAGCGGAGUGAAAGCUGUAUCACACGUGGUCGAAGCCGACAUCUUCUACCUUGGUGGUCUGAUUCACAUCAUAGACUCGGUUCUGACGAUUCCAAUCUCCUUUCCUGCAACCAUCACCAAAGCCGGAUUGACAGACCUUGUCGCGCUACUCAACAAGGGUGGAUUUCUAACGCCAAGCUCUCCGGCCGCAACAAUAGUGAAUUCGCUGGCAGAUUUGACAAUUUUCGGUCCGAAUUCAUCGCGGUUCUCCGCCAGCUUUACAGGAUGGGAGGGACUCUCGAGCACGGAUCUUCUGUCUAUCUUGCAAUACAGCAUAUCUCAAGGACCGGUCCGUUACUCUUCGACCUUCCAAAGCAACACCCAGAUCCCAACGUUAGACGGCAUAUCCGCCACGAUGACCGAGCAAGACGGGCAAUUUUACGUCGACGCAUCACUCAUUACGACGAAAGACUACCUGACCUCGAAUGGAGUGUUACAGAUACUUGACAGCCCUCUGAGUCCCAAUACAACAGGCCAACAACCUCUAUCAACUCCCACAUCGAACCACGGCGGUGCCUCUGGAGGUCUGAGCACAGCUGCAGCCGCGGGUAUCGGCAUUGCCAUUGGCGCAACCAUCCUUGGCGGUGCACUUGUCGUUGCGUUGUACAUGCGGACCAGACGCCGACGCAGGUUUGCCGAGUUCACUGGAGGACAGAACCGCGAUCCUCCGCCGAGGUAUGAAUUGGACGCGAAAGGCUUCCAUGAAAGUACCACGGACGCCGGAGAGGUCCCCAGGAGCCAGGUGAUUGAGAUCCACCACCCGCCCCAACCGCGAUCUCCGCUGGAGAUCGAUGGACAUGAAAGAAGCCGGAUCAGUGUCACGAUCCAGGGCGCGCCUCCUCGGCACCUGGGCUUUCAGACUCGAUCUACUGAAUACACGAGCUGA